GUGUCGCAGUUUGCACUUGUGGAUCACAACGUUCUUCAGACAAGGUACUAUGCAUCUGCAACAGGUAGGGUUGUUGCAGUGAUCGAUAAUCACAGGCAUGAAGGACAAUACAAGGGUGCUAGUACAGCUGAUCCCAGGGUAGUUGAAACGGCUGGAAGUUGCUCGUCUCUUGUUGCAAGAUUGUAUCAAUCAAUUGACGACGCUCUUGCUGAUGCUAUUUUGAUCAAUACCCAAGUCCUAAAAGAGGGAGGAAAAGCUCUGGUCGUCGACAGGGAGGCAGCUGCGCUCUCAAUUCCCAUCUCUGCAUCAGAUAACCAGCUAAUCGCCCAUCUCUCCUCUGUCCAGUCUCUGUCUACAAUGUUGAGAGAGAAGAAGCCUUCCGCAUCCCAUCUCAACACGCGGGAAUUGCUGCGGAGAGACUACAAAGAGUAUGCAUUCAGCAUGCCUGCAUCUGAGGAUCCGACCCAAUCUUUCAAUGUGAUAAGAGCACGUCUUGCUGCCGUCCCAAUUCGCCUCUCCGCAUUCUUUGCAUCAUCGAUUUAUCCUAUGAAAGAAAUUCAAGAUUGGCUCGCCGAAACAGAUCUUAGCGUUCUCUACAUACUGACUACUUUUCGGAGCCAUAAAGGCAAGGGAAGGCGCGAGCAACUUUGGAUAGUCAAGGCAGACGAAGGCAUCACAGAGAAACUUUGGCAAGGCCUCGAAUCAAGCGAAGAGCUUCAGCUAAAAAGGCUUGAUUUCUCGAAGUUUGUGGGCAACGCUAACGCAGCUGAUGAAUCUGAGGUCGACGAUGCCGAAGACGUAAUGGCCGAUGAAACGCGAUUUGGUGAUUCAUUUGUCGCGAGGGCGUACAAGCAGGGCAACGCGAGCGCGACGAGGAAGCAGACUGCCCCAUUAUCCGGAGACUUAUAGAGGGGCUAUGUACUCAUGAGAAAUCAAAUGAACCCAUGCAAAUUUAACGAUUGUCGUGUCGGAUUGUCCUUGAGUUUCUCCAUAAUCAAUAAAGACCUUUUGCCCUUCAUUCAUGCCAUGGUUGCAUGACCAGCUUACGCAUUCGAGCGCGGUAAACUCUUGGAGCCC
Molecule: messenger RNA, 1077 nt
Organism: Suillus bovinus
Lineage: Eukaryota; Fungi; Basidiomycota; Agaricomycetes; Boletales; Suillaceae
Exons: 4
Cellular component (GO): cytoplasm
Molecular function (GO): exopolyphosphatase activity
Source: RefSeq, a predicted model, not a curated record